GGACAGGUAUAUAAGUUUUCACUGCAAUCCCUGGACUUGUCAGCGACAAUUUCUCCCUCUUUCAAACAUUUGUAUUCCUCCACGGAAACUAUAUUUUGGAGGCCAUGGAUGCUUACCAAAAGAUGAUAUACCUCCCAGACAUCAUGAUAAACUGGCCCUGGCCUCGUGCCAUCAAUCCGCAUUUUGAAGAUGUGAAAAUUGAAGCCGAUGCUUCGUUCCGUGAUUUCAAGGCUCUGAGCCCUGAGUCACAAGAAGCAUUCGAAAAAUGUGACUUUGCCCGCCUAGUGGCACUGGCUUAUCCUAAUGCACCACGAGAACACAUUCGAAUCGGCUGUGACUUAAUGAAUGUUUUCUUCCUAUUGGAGGAGUACACCGACACCGAAAAUGGGACGGUCACCAAGGAAAUGGUGGACAUCGUGAUCGAUGCCCUACACAAUCCUCAUAAGAUACGACCAGAAGGCGAAUCCAUUCUUGGUGAAAUCGCACGACAAUUUUGGGCUCGUGCCAUCCAGACCGCAAGCCUGCCUUCUCAACGUCACUUCCUUGAAACAUUUACUGCAUACCUUCGUGCAGUAGUUGUCGAGGCUCUUGAUCGCGAACGAAGCCAUAGGCGCAGUAUCAAUGACUACCUCAAGCUCCGGCGUCUUACCGUUGGCGCAGUGCCAUCUUUCGUAAUAUGUGAGAUGGGGAUGGACCUUCCUGAUGAAGUGUUCUACCAUCCCGUCGUUGUGGAACUCGCUGAAUGCAGCACGGACUUGAUUCUAAUCAGCAAUGACAUGGUUUCGUACAACAAAGAGCAAGCGGCCGGGAGCGAUGACCAUAAUUUUAUCAGCGUUGUCAUGUUGGAACUUGGCCUCGACAGAGGCGGUGCGAUAGCUUGGGCAGCACGCUAUCACGCUGAACUUCAGAAACGAUUUAUCGAUGGUCUUGCAAAGGUCCCUUCAUGGGGGCCUUCUGUUGACAUCCUAGUAAAGGAGUUUCUUGACGGGAUAGCAAAUUGGCCUCGAGCAGACAAUUGUUGGAGUUUCGAGGGUCAAAGGUACUUUGGCACUAGGGGUCCGGAAAUACGGCAAACUAGGCUUGUCCCAUUAUUGCCAAAGGCCAACCGCAAAGCCGCGGCGUGAACACAUAUUCAGAUAUACAGCUCCUUCCAUAGAAUCCGGAACCAGUUUUUCUUGUACCCCGCUUGUAAUACGUUACGAUGCUUCUCACUUGUUCGCUCAUAGAUGCCGCCCUUGUCCUCCCAUUUCUCUAGCUUUCAGUCGACUAAGUACUAUACUUAGCUAUACUAUGUAGAUGCCUCGGUUCUCUCAAAAUCAACCAAGUUUUGUGAUCAC
Molecule: messenger RNA, 1337 nt
Organism: Suillus clintonianus
Lineage: Eukaryota; Fungi; Basidiomycota; Agaricomycetes; Boletales; Suillaceae
Product: isoprenoid synthase domain-containing protein
Exons: 6
Coding region: 105-1124 (339 amino acids)
Source: RefSeq, a predicted model, not a curated record